AUGAACACAAAGAAGAGUGAGGAAGUUCUUUUAUCUUUCGAACCCGUUGUUCCGGACCAUCCAAAGGUGUUAAUACUUGGAUCAAUGCCUGGAGAAGAGUCUUUGAGGAAACAGCAAUACUAUGGUCAUCCACAAAAUGCGUUUUGGUUUGCGAUUUCGAGUCUUGCCGGGCUUGAAAUUCCCCCUAAGAGAUACAAUGACAAAAUCCAGCUGUUGCACAAAAAUCACAUAGCCCUUUGGGAUGUUUGUCACGAGUGUAUCAGAAAAGGGAGUCUUGAUGGAGACAUCAAGAAACCACUUCCAAAUGAAGUUAACAAACUUUUAAAGGAGCAUCCAUCCAUCACAAUUGUGUUGUUUAACGGGCAAACUCCAGAAAAGCUAUAUAAAAAGUUUUUCAAAUAUAUUGAUGGAAUCACAUACAAACAGAUGCCAUCAACAAGUCCAGCUUUUGCUUCUUUAAAACGUGAUCUGAAAAUCAACAUGUGGAGUCAAGAGAUGUUUGUCUGUUUCUUAUGUAUAAUUAUUUUUGGUAAAUUUUUAUUAAAAUUAUAG
Molecule: messenger RNA, 552 nt
Organism: Entamoeba invadens IP1
Lineage: Eukaryota; Evosea; Mastigamoebida; Endamoebidae
Exons: 1
Coding region: 1-552 (183 amino acids)
Source: RefSeq, a predicted model, not a curated record